AUGGAGGCUUUAGACAAAGUCUGUUCAAAAAAGUAAGUUUCUGCGAAAUUUUGCUUCCUUUUGUGAGCCAAACCCUAUUUUUAAUUAGAUUUCCUGACUCAUUAGGGUAGACUUUAUCUUAUGUUGUAAACACAAAUGCACUUUUGAUGUCGUUUUUACGGCUUAUCCCGCUCGCAAAAUUAUGUUAGAAUAAGUUUAAUUAAAUCUCAUUAUUUUGCACAGAAUAGAAUGAAAUUUUACGCCAGAAACCAAUGACUUGAUCGUCUUUAAAACAACACUCUUUUUUCGAUAUUUUCAUUCUUUCUUAAAACACUUAACUCAAGUUUUCAAGAUACUGUAAGCUUAUAAUUUUCCUCUGCUCGUUAUCGGAGUGACAGCCGUCGAUUUAUCAUGCUGCUGGACGUGUUUCUGUUGGAUUGCUUUUGGAUUCAGUUCAUUGAUUACAAACAUUCAUGAAUACCAAAAACUGAAACAUUUGAAAAGGACAGCGAAAAUUACUUUGCUUCCAUCUUAGACAACGUCUAUUUAAAAGUUGUAAUCAACUUUUGCUACAGUUAGGGCGUUUUAGGGAAAGUUCAUUUAAUAUGACAAGGGGGGAUGAAGAUAUUGAGGGGGGGGUCCGAAAAUUUUUUAGACACCCGAAGGGGGGCUCUGAAAAAAUUGUUGCGCUAGGAGGGGGGGCUCCGAAAAUUUGUAUACUUCAAAACCAACACAUGACAUCAUCAUACAGAUCGGAUGGUUUUCAACUCAACAAUUUAAUGACCUGUGCAACUCAGCUAUAUCACGUGGUUUACAGAUAUAACAAAUGUAGUCUCAGUAAUUAUUACACUCUUGCUCAUCCUAAAAAUGCCUUAGAAAAUUGUAUCACAACUGUAUCUCAAGUUUGUCAUAGUAUAAACCAUUGAAGACAAUAACGGUAAAUAUAUUUAAUACUGUCUAGCGAUCUUUUUUCAGGGGAGCAAAGGAAUUGAAGGAGGAGGGGGGGGCUCUGAAAUUUUCUCGACUACCAAGGAGGGGGCUUCUAAAAAAUUUAACCGCUACCGAGGGGGGGCUGCUAAAAUUUCAAGCUUCGAGUUUCAAUAUCUUCAUCCCCCCCCCUUGUCAUAUUAAAUGAACUUUCCCUUAGUUUAAAUUAAAUGUAAACUUGAACUCACAGUUGUUGUUAUCAUGCUCCAGAUUUUAAUCGACCGUUUUUUUUCACUAUUUAUCCCCGUAAGAAUGGUCCGUGAUAUCUAGAAGAUAGACAACUUAAGUUUUUAAAAUAUUUCUUUGUGUACCCAGCAGUGAUGUCAAAUAUCUCUGAAUAAGAGUGUUACAUGAAAGUUAUGGAUCAUCCAUGAAUCUAAGAUAGGUCUUUUAACUCACACAUGGCCUUCAAGCUUUCCACAGUAGAUGACAUUAAAGUGAGAUGUAAAAAUAUGAAAUAUCUCUGUGUUAUCUCAUAACAGUAUAUUUGCAUAAAAUUUGUAGUGCUAAAAAGCCUAUGGUGUGGACCAAUAAACACAAUGAAGUGUUGGUGCAAAAAAUGUACCUGUUUGAACCUUGGAAUUUCAAACGAGGGAGUAAACAAAGGGGCCAAGUUUGGGAAAGAAUAAGUGACUCCCUCAAUCAGUAUGAAUCUCCCAAGUUUACAGUAAAACAGAAUUCAGUACGUGAUCACUGCAUCUUCCUAGAGAAAGAGCAAAAGAAGAAAAUAAGAGAAGAAGAACAAGCCAGUGUAUUGCUCCAGUGCAUACAUCAUUUGAUGACUCCAUGGCCGACAUAA
Molecule: messenger RNA, 1765 nt
Organism: Porites lobata
Lineage: Eukaryota; Metazoa; Cnidaria; Anthozoa; Scleractinia; Poritidae
Source: the annotation of a GenBank genome assembly